AUGGCUCUGAUUUUUCCUGAUUCCAGUAAAUCCAUGAAACCUGACAGGAACACAUAUGUUAGGGGACCUGGUAAUGGGCAUAACACUGCUGCCAGUAAGACAGGUAAUUGUUCAUUUCUAUUUACGGUUUGUGCUGGUGGGAAUCCCAGCAGAAUGAAAGCAUUUGCCCUGUUUAUGCACAAGGAGCUCAGGUUGGAGAAAAGUGUAGAGGACAUAUGGGACAUCUGUGCUGGGACAGGUGAACACUGUAUGUGCAGAACUGGUCCCGAGCUCUCCAGCAGCCAUCACAUUGGCAUCUGCUGCAUUUCUAUUAUGCUUCAGGAGCUAAUCAAAUUGCUGCAUCAUGCCUGGUGCUGUGACGUUACCGUUAUCAGAAUUGGUACAUCACAGGGAAUAGGGAUUGUGCCGGGGUCUGUUGUAAUAACAGACACACCUACAGACUCCUUUUUUCAGCCCUGGUUUAAUGUAAUCUUGGACCACAUCACUACCCAAAGUCCAGAACUUGACAAGGAACUGGUUGAGAAAUUAUUCAACUGCAAGGAAAUUCCCAGCUUCCCAACCUUCACUGGACGUAUGAUAUGUGCCCAGGACUUCUGUGAAGGUGAGAAGAAUGGUUGAUUAGAUGGAGGGCUGAGCUCCUUUUCCAGAGAAGAAAAGUUAGUUUACUUGAAGAGAGCAUAUAAAGCCAGCAUCAGGAACAUUGAAACAGUCUCUACAGUGCUUGUGGCCUUAAAAGGAGAGAAGAGGAGUGACACCAGAGACUGUUUCUACAGGAUCCAAGGCUGGGAUUUUAAAAUGAAAAUUUCCUGCAUCGACCCAAUAUAUAUUGCCCUUGGUAUAAGUGCUUUGGUGCCUCAAUGACAGUCGAAGACCGAUUAAUAAGGCUGCUAUUUAUCUUUGCAGGUUGACAUAGCACAUAUGGGGCUCUGUAGGAUUGAAAUAUGCUACCAGAAAAAGAAAAAAAAACUGGUAUGAAGUGGAGGAAGAUAAUGAGGGAAAAAGAAAAGGAAAUAUUGAUAGGGAAGAGAGACUAGUACAGAAGGAAGACAGUUGUGAAAUAACAUUAUGAGAAGGAAGACGUCUACUGGGGAUUCUGCCAGACAGAAAGCUAAUAUACCCCGAGGCCCUGAAAACAUCUACAAGAGCUGCAUGAAAUAUUUCUGAAGAGAAUCAAAACAUGCUAGAAAACAAAGAGGGAAUUUAAAGCCAGAGUGGUGACCCGAGUGGAUACCUGGAUACCUGGAGGCUUGGCUUUAAGGCUCAUGUAGACAUGAAGCCUCAUUUUGAGUGAGACAAAGUGUUGGAAAUAAGACCCAAGAGAAAAAACAAAAUGUGCCCACCUGCACAGAAGAUCCUGGUGAAUCUUCUCUAUCUCUGUUUAGACAACCAGUGGGGAAAAGUCAUAUAAUUCCCUGAGAAAUCCGAACUCCAUGCCUGAUCCUUAUUCAGGCUUGGAGUGAAUUUUUUAUUAUAU
Molecule: messenger RNA, 1474 nt
Organism: Manis javanica (Malayan pangolin)
Lineage: Eukaryota; Metazoa; Chordata; Mammalia; Pholidota; Manidae
Source: RefSeq, a predicted model, not a curated record